AUGGCUCCCGUGCCGCUGAAGUUUGUGGUGUCGUUUAGCUCACAGGAUGACCGUCACCCAGUGGGGAACCUGUUGUCAGGAAACGGGAAGAAGCGCUGGCUAUCAGCUCCCAAACUAAAGACAGGCCAGAUAGAGGCCGUGUUUGAACUGGAGAGGCCCUGUGUUAUCACACACAUUGAUAUAGGCAGUGUGUGGUGUGCUAACAUUGAGGUUCAAGUGGGAUGGUCUUCUUGGGCUCAAGGAAUCCCAUACAAAACAAUGGUGGCCACAGCAAACCUCAUGAGCCCCGUUGACUGCCGAAACUCCAAUGCAUUUAUUAAAACAAGGAUGUUCAAUGCCAGUGACUUUAUGGAAGAUGUCCGUACUCAAGAAUGGGACAGAAUUCGUAUCAUUUGUCGUCAGCCUUUCAGGAAAGAUGUACAGUUUGGUUUAUCCUUCAUCCGUAUCACGGGAAAUUUCUCCGACAACAACAACACGCAUGUACAGUCGCCAAAUCGGAACACGAAUCGUGAUGGCAACCCCACACAGUCAUCUCCCUUUACUGGAGCAAAAACACCCAGAAUGGAGGACGUCAUUUCAAGACAGAGUGCUAAAACUACCCCUGCCAGGACUGCAGAACUUCAGAAUCGACUGUUAAAAAUCGCCAGUUCUGCAGAGAACGGCAGCGCGAACGAGGUGUCCAUGUCAAGAACAGUGCGACUUGUGCUGGCUGCCGCGGACCAGAGUCCCAAAUUUAGUCCCACCAUCCCCUCGCAGCAUAAUCACAAGUCUCGACUACUCUCCAACAGCGUGGACAGCAGGACUGGGCCCUCAUUUAAGGCAGAAGUAAACCAUUUUUUAUCGUGUCUGCAGUUGACAGAAGAGGAUUUGUCAACAAUUACUAUUGCAGAUCUUCGCCACCGAUUGGAAAAGCGAAAACGACGAAAGCUGACAUGUGAGGAGAAAAAAACAUUCAUCAGCCAAACUCAAGAGUUUCUUCAGGCGAAAUUCGAAAACGAUACAGAUGAACCGGAGAAUGAUGGAGAUACUGACAAAUUCCUGUUGAUAAAGAAGCGCAAAUUUUAUGUGAAACGCCCUCAUCAAUUGAGAAUAUUGGAGCAACUACGACACCUGGUCAGAAGUCCCAGGUGGACUGUACAUUUCACCUCAGUACCUUCAGGUACCAGUAUCUCGUCAUCAGUGAACACCAGUACAACAACAACAGCUACAACAACAACAAAACGAAAAAUUGCAGCAAAGGGAUCGUCAAGUAGGAAAAACUGCAAAAUAGAAUCGGACUACAAGACCAGAACUGUCACAGUGAAGGUGCCAAGCUCUGCCAAGAGAGUGCCCAGCUCUCAAAUGAUCACAGUACAUUGUAUUGAAUGUGGAAAAAUGGUACCAGAGCCAAAUUACUUAUUACAUCAGGUACGCUGUAAGAACUUGAGCAAAACCAAAAGUGUAGACAAAAUAACAACACCUGGGAACCCAAGGGCAAUGACGGUAAGGACGCCAGUGUACCAGACGCCCCCAGACAUUGGCAUACACGUGGACGAGUGGAGGAGUCCACAUAUUCACAGAAUGGUGACCUGUCCAAUUUGUCAGCAGAACUUCCCGGAAGCUGACAUCCAGGUCCAUGCUAAUUUGUGUGCUGAACUGUGAAAUCACCUACCCACAUUCUGCCUGGGAUGAUCCAGGAGUGCCACAAGAUAGUGUUAUAACUGUCAAACACUUGGACACACUAAGUCUGCGUGUUGGCAUUUGGCUUGUGUGGAGAGAGAUCAGAACAGUGGUUGUGUGGCUUAGAGGUCAGCGACUUUAGAUCUACAUGACUCUUGGCAUUAUUGGUAUGAAGAAAAGGUUUUUUUUUUAUUAGAUUGAGACAGUCUGCUUUUCUUUUUACAUUGUUGAAGUGUUGUUUUCUUUUGUUGUGUUGGAGAUCUACACUCUGUCUGCAAGCUUUUGUAUUGUGAACAAUCCUGAAUCAAAUAAUGCUUGUAUGGUUGUGUAUGUAUAAAGGUAACUGAAUAUUUCACACAAGUCUUUCUCCACCAAUCAUGCUCCAAUUGAUGUUUUCCACUUUCUGUGUUAGGUUUUCUUACAUUCUUCUCGUUCAAAUGUAUGAAAUCUUUAAGCAGCAUUCUGAUUGAGACUGUGUCUGAACUAGUUGCAUCCUGUGGAUGAUCGUUGGUUUCCCUGUCUUUCCAAUAUCUUAUUGAGUACGACGUAAAACUCUAGUCAGAUAAAACAACUUACCAAAUAAAAUGUUUUGCAUUAUUCUCACUAAGAAUAAAUUUUCAAAAAAAAGAGAGGUUUUUUUUUGGAGCAUAUUAAGAAACAGUAUUGUCACCACAGUUCCCGAUGUAGACAAAGAGGUAAGUAUUUUUU
Molecule: messenger RNA, 2367 nt
Organism: Liolophura sinensis
Lineage: Eukaryota; Metazoa; Mollusca; Polyplacophora; Chitonida; Chitonidae
Biological process (GO): single strand break repair; base-excision repair
Cellular component (GO): nucleus
Molecular function (GO): damaged DNA binding
Source: RefSeq, a predicted model, not a curated record